GCAGAACUCAGUCUGCUGUAAACUCUCAGUAAAAGGUCCUCAUCAGUGACAAUGAAAGCCUUUUUAUUAUCCCCUUGGACCUUUUGGAGUGUGUGUGGCGGAUUCAGUUUGAAGGCUUCAGAGAAGAUCAUCACAUAUUGACCAGAAGCAGCCGGGAGGUCAGAUCCAGAUGGACCAGAGACUGAUUAGAAGACUAGAUAUACUCCUGAACAUGAGACUGAUGACAGUGAGGACUUGAAGGAGACCAGAAAACCGUAGUCCGGUUUAAUCAGAGGAAGUUUCUCAUUUCAGAGAUUUUGGACUUUUAUUUUGAAACCCCCUAAACUCCUCUGCCCCAGAAGCUGUCGUCUUUAAUGCGGCUAACUUCACGCUGUUUAAUCAAGACGGCAGCUCGUAGCAGUUUCUUUAUUGUUCGUGAGAAAGUUUGUGUUGUGAUCCGUCAGAGCCUCUGUGUGUCCGGAUAAACCUGUCUGAAUGGACUUUGUGCUGUUCACCUUUUCUUUCUGGAUGUUUUACCUCUGACUCAUCUCCCGGUAGACUACAAACACGUUCAAGUUAGCUUAGCAUGCUAGCUGGUUAGCACCGUGGCGCUAGUCAGAGUUUGUGUGUAGAAAAAGUUGGUGUCACUGUGUGAAAAAUGUCUAAAGUCCAAACGGUGAGAGCGCUGGUGGAGCAGCGACUGACUGCGGCUGCUGAAGAGAUAUUUGGGCUGUUUGAAAGAACGAUAGCAGAGUACGAGGAGCAACUUUGUCGUUCAAAAGAGAAGAACGAGCGACAACAGAAACUACUGGACGCUGUUUUCAACCCUCAGAUUCACUUACACAGAGCAGACGUCCAGCAGCUGUCGGUGAGUGAAGAAGAGUUUCCCUCUGAGCAGCAGGAGAGGAGCUGCAGCCUAGACCAGGACCAGGACCAGGAGGACCCAGAGCCGCCACAUAUUAAAGAGGAACAGGAGAAACCUCGGACCAGUCAGCAGGGAGAGCAGCUUCAGGGGCUGGAGGAGGCUGAUAUCACCAAGUUCACAUUCACUCCUGUCCCUGUGAAGAGUGAAGAAGAUGAAGAGAAACCUCAGUCCUCACAGCUUCAUCAAACACAAACUGAACAGAUGGAAACAGAAGCUGAUGGAGAGGACUGUGGAGGACCAGAACCAGACAGGAACUCUGAUCCAGAGCCACAUUUACAACCUGAUACUGGUGACGAGCCUACAGACUCUUCUGAACCUGAGACUGAUGACAGUGCUGAUUGGAAGGAGACCAGAGAACCUCAGUCAGGUUUGAACUGUUUGAAAAAAGAUGGCGGCGCUGUCAGAGAUUCCAGAUUUAGUGCUGGUGAGAAACGAUUUAGCUGCUCUGAGUGUGGGAAAGGAUUUAGCUACAAGUGCGAUCUGAAGAGACACAUGAGACUCCACACAGGAGAGAAUCUUUUCAGCUGCUCAGUUUGUAAGAAAACAUUUGCACAGAGUGGAAAUUUAAAGUCACACAUGAGACUCCACACAGGAGAGAAACCAUUCAGCUGCUCAUUUUGUCAGAAAACUUUUGCACAGAGUGGAAAUUUAAAGUCACACAUGAGAUUCCACACAGGAGAGAAACCAUUCAGCUGCUCAUUUUGUCAGAAAUCUUAUCCACUGAAGUAUAGUUUGAAGCUACACAUGAGACUCCACACAGGAGAGAAACUUUACAGCUGCUCAAUUUGUAAGAAAACUUUUACACAGAGUGGAACUUUAAAGGCACACAUGAGACUCCACACAGGAGAGAGACCUUUCAGCUGCUCAGUUUGUGCUAAAUCUUUUGCACAAAGUGAGUACUUAAAGAAACACAUGAAAGUCCACACAUGAGAGAAACCUUUCAUAAAUGUGCUAGCCGUUCAUCCUCAAAGUUUCAUCAAACUGAGGAGAACAAAGUCUCAACAGAGCCUCCAGCCAGCAGCCCACAUGAAGAGAUGCAAACAGAAACUGAUGGAGAGGACUGUGGAAUACCAGAAGCAGCCAGAAACUCAGAUCCAUAUGAACCAGAAACUGAUGAGGAUACUGGAGAUUCUCCUAAACCUGAGACUAAUGACAGUGGUGAUUGGAAGUAAACUAGAAAAACUCAGUCUUCUGUAAACUCUUAGUAAAAGGUCCUCAUCAGUGACAAUGAAAGUCUUUUUAUUAACCCCUUGGAGGGAAACUUUUCAACUGCUAAUUUUGUACGAUUUUUUUUACACAGAGGGGAAAUUUAAAGGCACACAUGAGACUCCACACAGGAGAAAAACCUUUCAGCUGCCAUAUUUGUAGCAAAAGAUUUGCCUCGAUGUCACAUGUCAAAAAUCACAGUUGCUUCAUUCAUUCCAUUUAUGUUCCUGUCUUUCUCUACUCCUUAACAACAUGUAACACCACAGCAUGCCACAACAUUAAUAACAUUUCGCAUUGCUGCCCCAAACUCUGGACCUCCCUCCUUCCAAACAUCCACAGCUCAGACUCACUCCACUCGUAUAAAAAACCAAGUCAAGACCUUUUCAAGUCAACAUCUGACUCCCACUGCCUCUUCUUGUCUGAAACUCUCACAAACUCUGAAUUCUGUUUUUCUUUUCUGUAUUUUGUAUUUGUAUUUCUUCAGGGAUGUAAAGCAUAUUAAAGUAACUUUUAUGUGGUUUUUGAAUCC
Messenger RNA from Centropristis striata (black sea bass), 2639 nucleotides. Its product is annotated as zinc finger protein 32-like. NCBI's taxonomy places the organism in Eukaryota, Metazoa, Chordata, Actinopteri, Perciformes, Serranidae. The transcript is spliced from 4 exons. Gene Ontology annotation, biological process: regulation of cytokine production; regulation of immune system process; negative regulation of transcription by RNA polymerase II. Bases 638 to 1834 code for a protein of 398 amino acids. The record is from RefSeq and is a predicted model, not a curated record.